GAGCUGGGCCAAGUUAGCAUGUUUUUCUCCUCCUCUGGAUGAAGUCAUGAUUGAAAUAUGGCAUUGAACUUAUUUUAAAAGGGAAGGGGAGUCGGAAAGGCCUGUAACCCUGCAGCAGGGGGCUCGGUGCCGUGGGGAACGCGGCUAGCAAGUGUGUGCCGGCUGUGAGCCCUGAGUGACCUUCGCCUCUCUCUGGGUGGGGCAGGGCCUUUAAGAGCUGUUGGAACGCAGCUUCCCUGAUCAGCUCAGCCAGUUGUUGCCGGUCUGAGCUUCUGCCAGUCCCGGGAGCAGCGCUUGGACCUCAACCUGUAGGCCUCCUUCUUCACCGUCUCCUCUGCUCCCCCGGCUGUGUCCACCUGCGCAGCCAUGGGAGAGGACGCUGCCCAGGCCGAAAGGUUCCAGCCCGCGAGCUCUGCCAUACGCCAGGAGAAGCCCUCGAGUCCCAGUCCAGUGCCCUCCUCCACGCCGAGCCCGAGCCUGAACCUGGGGUGCACGGACGAGGCCCUCCGGGACAACUCGCAGGUGAACGCCGUCACAGUGCACACGCUGCUGGACAAGCUGGUGACCAUGCUGGACGCCGUGCAAGAGAACCAGCACAGGAUGGAGCGGCGGCAGAUCAGCCUGGAGGGCUCGGUGAAGGGGAUCCAGGGAGACCUGGCCCUGCUCUCCAAGCACCAGGCCUCCACCAGCAGCACGGUGGGCAAGCUGCUGGAGAAGUCACGCAAGGUGAGCGCGCACACGCGAGCCGUCCGCGAGCGCAUGGAGCGGCAGAGCGCGCAGGUGAGGAGGCUGGAGAGCAACCACGCCCAGCUCCUGCGACGAAACCACUUCAAAGUGCUCAUCUUCCAGGAAGAACAAGAGAUCCCCGCCAGUGUGUUUGUGAAGGAGCCGGUCCCUGCCGCCGUGGACAGCGAGCGCCCGUCGCUGGAGGAGACGCUGCACUCGGUGGACCUCUCCUCGGAGGACGAGCCAGCCGGCGAGGAGGAGGCCCUGGAGGACAGCGGUGAGGAAAAGGUGGGGGAGAGCAGGGCAGAGAAGCUCAAAAGAUCCAGCCUGCGGAAGGUCGACAGCCUCAAGAAAGCUUUUUCUCGCCAGAACAUCGAGAAGAAGAUGACCCAGCUGGGGACCAAGAUCGUCUCCGUGGAAAGGAGGGAGAAGAUUAAGAAAUCACUCACCUCCAACCACCAGAAGACGCCCUCGGGCGGGAAAGGUUCUCCCUUCAAGGUUUCUCCCCUCGCUUUCAGGAGGAAGGAAGUGCAAGGCGGGGAGAGCCCGGCGGAGAACGAGGCCAGGUCGGAGGACACCGGGUCCCAGGGGCCGGAGGAGGGCUCCCUGGCCGAGGCGGCGGCGGACAGCAGCGCAGACCUGACCAUC
Messenger RNA from Fukomys damarensis (Damara mole-rat), 1374 nucleotides. RefSeq names its product caveolae associated protein 2 (gene Cavin2). Gene Ontology annotation, molecular function: protein kinase C binding. The annotation marks the transcript as partial. The record is from RefSeq and is a predicted model, not a curated record. NCBI's taxonomy places the organism in Eukaryota, Metazoa, Chordata, Mammalia, Rodentia, Bathyergidae. The transcript is spliced from 2 exons. Gene Ontology annotation, cellular component: caveola; cytoplasm.